AUGGUGGAUACAGCCCACAACCCGAUGUCUUUGCUGGAGUUCGCAUUGGAGGGCCCAGGUGCUCAGCUCUCACCGCGGCGGACGCUCGAACGCAUCCAGGACGCGCUCAGCGUCUGCAAGGGCGGCGACACGGCGCAGUGCAGUGUGCAAGGUGCUUCGUAUGACCUCUUCCAGCACCAAGGCUACGAUCAGUACGAGUACGUCGUCCUGAACGUGACCAUGGAUCUCCAUGGCCAAGAAUUUCUUGCAGCCAACCGGAGCCUUUGGCAGACGUGCCCACAUCGCAGCUUCAUCCAUGCCUCGCCACCAAACCUCACACUGGCGGUGGACAUCGUCCGGCUGCUGAAGAACUCGCACGAAGCGCGGGGCUGCACUUCUCAGUUCCAGCUCUCUGCCUCGAAUCGCGAAGUGCUGGAGCUCGCGAACAAGGAUGUCUUGCCAGUGGCCUGCAUGGACAUUGGAAAUCUGCUCGCGGAUGACUCUGCGAGGUGGUUCGAGAAUGCUCACGUAACGCCGCCGACGUACCACAAGGAUUCGCAGUUCUGCCAGAUUAAGCAGCAGGCACUGAUGCCGGAGCACUGGAAAGUGAUGCACGCUCUCACUGGGAACUGCCGUUCCCGGGACGGGGAGAGCUCCGAGGAAAGCUCCGAGUCCGAGACCUUGGAAGGAACGAAGCCGAAGGCGAGCGCUCGCUCCCAGUGGGGAGCAGGGCGACUGAACGCCCGCGACCGAGACGACCGAGCCGAGAGUGUUUGGAGCAUGAAGUCCACGAAGUCGAGCAUGGGCGGCAGCGGCAGCAUGGGCGGCAUGGGCAUGCUCUCCCGAGGGGCUCACUUGACUUUGGACGCAAAGGUGUCGGAGAGGUUCGAGGAGGCUGAGGCAGACCCUGGCCGGAGCUUCUUCGUUCAAAGCCCCCAGGCGCCGAUGCGAUCUGCAUCGCCAGCUCUGGACUUGUCUGGAGUGACUGGAGUGGACUUCUCCGAGCGCGGCUCCAGCCUGCCGGCCCUGCCAGCGCCGAAGAAGCGGCUCUUCGGGGAUGAGGCUUUCGGCGAGGCGAAAGCCCAGCUUUCGGCCCCUUCUGGCGAGGAAGAGAGCUUUGCUGGUGUAAACGCAGCACCUGCCGGUGGUCUGGGAGGCUUGUUCGGGCUUCCCUUGGAGACCAGCCAGCUGCAGCUCAGCGCGCUCAGCUCCGAGCCAGUGGUUCUCCCGCAGGCCCGGGGCCUCAACGACUACGAGGGCAGCGACAGCAGAGAGACGGAGACGGAGACGCUCGAGAAGAGAGGAGCAGGAGGAGCGCUUAAGAGCUCGGCGGGCUCUUCUCCGUCUCGAAGCGGGGGCAAGGGCAGCAAGAGCAAGGGCAGCGGCAGCCGGACGGGGGGCAAAAAGAAGGGAACUUGGAAGCAGAGCGGCGGCGGAGGCGGCCAUGCCCAGGCCAAUCCCAAACCUUUCGCAGACGGCGCCUCCGGCUCCGCUCAGGCCGAGGCGGAGGCUCUCCAGGCUUUUCCCAAGGUGGUGCUCCCAAGGCCCAUCCCCAAGGCCGAGGCUUCCAGCGCCGCUUCGAAAGACGCGGGCGCCUCGUCUCCGAGCUUGCUGGAUCACUUGGAGGGUCUUCCAACGAAGAAGCCCGGAGUCCCGGGGAUGGCGGGAGUCUUCAGCGACGACCACGCGCGCCCGAUCCUGCGAGCGCCUGCGCCUGCAAGGGGCAGCUGA
Symbiodinium sp. CCMP2592 is the source of this 1710-nucleotide messenger RNA. The record is from the annotation of a GenBank genome assembly. Lineage: Eukaryota; Dinophyceae; Suessiales; Symbiodiniaceae.